Molecule: messenger RNA, 1949 nt
Organism: Solea solea (common sole)
Lineage: Eukaryota; Metazoa; Chordata; Actinopteri; Pleuronectiformes; Soleidae
Gene: atp1b3b
Product: ATPase Na+/K+ transporting subunit beta 3b
Exons: 7
Coding region: 1-978 (325 amino acids)
Biological process (GO): sodium ion export across plasma membrane; potassium ion import across plasma membrane; intracellular sodium ion homeostasis
Cellular component (GO): sodium:potassium-exchanging ATPase complex
Molecular function (GO): ATPase activator activity
Source: RefSeq, a predicted model, not a curated record
AUGUCGUCCAGUCCGGAGCAUCAGAACCAGGAGCCGAAGGAGGAUGGGAAGGAGGAGAGGAACGAGGAAAGGAAGGAGGACGUGAAGGAGACAGAGGUUAAAAAUGUCGAGAUGAAAGAGGAGCCUGAACAAGACAAGAAGGAUGGAAAGAAAGAAGAGACGAAGGAGAUGAAGGAAACGAAAGAGUCCUUCAUGGAUUCGAUUUACAAUACGAGGAGCGGAGAGUUUCUGGGUCGCACCGCCCGCAGCUGGGGUCUCAUCUUACUCUUCUACCUCGUCUUUUAUGCCUUUUUGGCCGGACUGUUCUUGCUCACUAUGUGGGUCAUGUUACAGACUCUGGAUGAGAACGUCCCCCGAUAUCAGGAACGUGUUGCCAAUCCAGGUUUGGUGAUUUGUCCUCACGCAGAGGAAAUCUCAUUCAACCACAGUGAGCCAGCAAGUUACACACAGUACAUCCAACAAAUGAAUCACCUGCUUCAACAAUACAACGACAGUGUUCAGGCACAAAAUGACUUGUGUCUGGUCGGACAAUUCACUGAACAGGACGAUGAGCCCACUAAGAAGGUUUGCCAGUUCAAACGCAGCAUACUGCAACAGUGCUCUGGUCUGCAUGACGCCAGCUUUGGAUUCGCUGAGGGAAAACCGUGCGUCAUCGUCAAGAUGAAUCGGGUGAUUGGACUGAAACCUCGAGGAAAUCCCUACAUCAACUGCACUGCCAAGAGAGACAGUCCAUUACACAUGCAGUACUUCCCAACAGAAGGUCUACUUGAUAAAAUGUACUUCCCAUACUACGGCAAGAAAGCGCAUCCCGACUAUGUGCAGCCUCUUGUUGCAGUCAAGUUAUUCUUGACAAAAGAGGACUUCAACGUCGAGCAGGCGAUUGAGUGUAGAGUCGAGGGCUCAGAAGACCUGCGUAAUGACGACAGUCGGGACAAGUUUCAGGGUCGUGUCAGUUUCCGGGUCAAAGUGUCCGAGUAACCGGAUUUGACAUUUGCAACGGAUACCACAAUCUGGAUUUACAGUGUAAAUCUAUCUCCGGUAAAGGACACUUUUUAAUCCAGACCUGAUUUCUUUCCUCGACAUGUGGUGGUGGUUCAUCCUGGUUUCAGUGACCCGAGAGAUAACCCUGCAAGAACCUUUAAACCUGGUUCAGACUCAGGCCUGACACUGGUACAGUCCUGAUCCAGUAAAUAAGCACAGCUAAUAGACUAUAAUAAAGAGUAUAAGUAGUAUAUGUACACAGUUAGUAAAUAGUAUAGAAACACAGUUAAUAAAUAUAGUUAUUAAACACAGAUACUAAAAAGUAAAUAAUGACCCUUAAUAAAUAGAAAAAUAUAAGCAAAUAAGCACAGUAAAUCACAUAAUGAGUAAAAAAAUAAAUAAACACUAAAUAAAACACUUCAGGUUCAAGUAAAUUAACAGUAUGUAUUAAGUAUGUAAUAAAAACAGAAAUAAAAACUUUGACUAAAGUUAAUAAACACUAAAUGAACAGGAAGUAUUAUUAAACAAUUAUAUACAUACAGCUGAUAAACUAAAAUAAACAGUAAAUAAGUUAGGAGUAAAUAUUAAUAAAUAGUAAAUAAACCCAGUUUAUAAACGUGUGGUUUAUUGAAGAAAACUGCCAAAAGACCAACCUUAAUGAACAAAUGAAAUCUCAAUUUUCAUUCACUUUAAAGUGAAAAUUAAUGUUUUAGUAAUUUUUCAGUAUUAAUCUACAUGCACAGAUUGUGAGCACAAAUGUAUGUUUAACAAAAAAAUGAGAGUCUUUAAUAUGGUUAAUGAAUUUAAUGACUGUUAUUGUUUCCAAACAAAUAUUUUAAAAUGUGAUUGUUGUAUUGUGUGGUCAUUGAAAAAGAUUAAGUUAUUAGUUGAAGUCCAAUUCAACUACUUUUUUUUUUUUUUAAAUUGUUGUCAUUUUUGAAAAAGAAUAAAACAGACUGAAUGAUGUU